Messenger RNA from Aphanomyces astaci, 2769 nucleotides. RefSeq lists its product as hypothetical. NCBI's taxonomy places the organism in Eukaryota, Oomycota, Saprolegniomycetes, Saprolegniales, Verrucalvaceae. Gene Ontology annotation, biological process: non-motile cilium assembly; intraciliary transport. The transcript is spliced from 17 exons. Gene Ontology annotation, cellular component: centriole; non-motile cilium; ciliary base. The coding region runs from base 59 to 2644 and encodes 861 amino acids. The record is from RefSeq and is a predicted model, not a curated record. Gene Ontology annotation, molecular function: kinesin binding.
CUUGGCGAAGCGUCGUUUGAAUAUACUCUGCAGCAGCGAUCUGGCACUUGUAGAGAACAUGACCUCGUACGGGUACAACAGUGGCAACCGCAGCAAGCAGCCGCAGCACAUGAUGGACGACGACGAAGACGAAGACUUGUACGAAGGGUUCAACUACUCGAUCGACUUGGCGCCGCCGCAAACCGCGUCCAUGCAACAGACCAGCAGCUACUUCAAGACUGGUCAAUCUGGUCAGAACGGUGGAAACAACCCGCCAGGCACAGCGUUCCGGGCGCCGCCGUCGCAGAUGGGGCGUCAGGUGCCGACGGCUCGGCUGCAGACUGGGCAGCAAGGCAGCGGCGAAGUGGCACGACCCAUGACGUCGGUGACUGGUGCCGGCUUCUCGUCCAAUCCCAAAACUGCCGCCGGUCAACGCAUGUUUGAUCCGCUGGGGGAAGCCCGCAAGACCCCCGCGCCACCGCUCGCUGAAAAGGCCGAGAAUUCACCCAAAGAAACGGCCAAGGAGCUCGAGAAGCUCGUGAACGCGCUCAUUGAACAGAGUUCCGAGGCCGCCGUCAAGCACGAGAGCGAAGAAGCGUUGCGGCUCGCUAAAGAGGCGGGAAAGAAGGAGCGAGCGUUCACCAAGCACUGCGAAACGCACGGGCUUAGCGAUAUGACCAACAUCGACUUGACGUACGCUGUGUUUUUUAACUUGGCGAAUGCGUACCACUUGAACGGGAUGUGGAAGGAAGCGAUUCAAAGCUACACCCCAAUAGUCAAGAAUAAACAAUACCCCCAAGGCGGUCGGCUUCGCGUCAACAUGGGCAACAUUUACUUUGAGCAGCAGCAAUACCCGACCGCCAUUCGCAUGUAUCGCAUGGCGUUAGAUCAAAUCCCCAACACAUCCAAGGAAAUUCGGUUCAACAUCAAGAAGAACAUCGGGUCGGCGCAAAUCAAGCUCGGCCAUUACCAGGACGCAGCCACGACCUUUGAAGAUAUUAUGGAAGGCAACCCUGACUUCCAGUCUGGGUUCAACCUAAUCAUCUGCUACUACGCGAUCGGCGAACACGAAAAGAUGCGCCGAGGGUUUACCAACUUGAUUGGCAUUCCGAUGGAAGGGGUGGGUGACGACGACGGCCAGGACGACGAAAGCAAGGAAGGGGAACCCCCCGCCGGCGCGGUGCAUUUGAAAAAGGACGGGCUGAAAGCUGAGAUUCGGGAGCGGCAAAAGAAGGCGUCGGAAUUCAUUUUGACCGCUGCCAAGUUGUGUGCCCCGGCGCUCGACAAGAAGGACUGGCUCGCGGGGUACAACUGGGUCAUUGACGCGAUGAAGGUCGACCACGAACCCAUCGCCAGCGAAAUGGAAAUCUGCAAGGCGCUGCACUUUUUGAAGAACAAGGAUUUUGACAAAGCGAUCGAAGUGCUGAAAGCGUUUGAAAAAAAAGACCCCGCGCUCAAGGCCAUGGCGGCGACGAACUUGAGCUUUUUAUAUUUUGUCGAAGGCGACUACGCGCAAGCCGACAAGUUUGCGUCGUUGGCCGUGCGCCACCAGCGCUACAACGCCAAGGCGUUGGUGAACAAGGGCAACUGCCUGUACGUGAAAAACGAAUGCGAACGGGCCAAGGAAUUGUACUUGGAAGCAAUUGGGGUCGAAGCGGACUGUAUCGAAGCGAUUUUCAACUUGGGGCUGGUGAACAUCAAGAUUGGCGUCCUCAAUGAAGCCCUCCAAGCGUUUGAGAAGCUCCAUAGCAUUGUCCCCACCAACACUGAAGUGCUGUAUCAAAUUGCAAACCUGCACGACAUGAUGGGCAACUACCGUCAAGCCGCGAAAUGGUUCAACAUCUUGCUGUCGUGCUUUGGGUCGGCGAAGAACAUCGCCGACCCGGGCGUGUUGGCUCGGAUGGGGCAAAUUUUCAACAAGGACGACGACGAGACUCAGGCGUUCCACUUCCACUUGGAGUCGUACCGGCAUUUCCCAGUGAAUUUGGACGUGAUCUCAUGGCUUGGCGUGUGGUAUGUCAAGAGCGAGCUGUACGAAAAAGCGAUCCAGUUCUUCGAGCGCGCGGCGCAGAUCCAGCCCACCGAAGUCAAGUGGCGGCUCAUGGUCACGAGCUGCCACCGCCGCAUGGGGGCGUACCAGAAGGCGCUGGUCUUGUACGAGCAGAUUCACGUGGAUUACCCCGAUAACCUCGAGUGCCUGCGAUACUUGGUGGCAAUUUGCAAGGACUUGGGCCAAAAGUAUGAACAUCACCAGCAAGCACUGGCCAAACUUGAGCGAGAAAAUGCCGCCAAGAUCAAUUCGCAAACGAACACGACCCAACAACAGGCGACCCCGCAGCAGCAGCAAUCGAUGAACCGACCGGCGAGUGGCCAAAACGAUCGAGGAGGGGGAUCGGCCGGGGGCCGGCGGGGAGAGGCCAACAACCAGCACCCAGACAACAGUGUGUACGACCAUGGUGGCAGGACGCAGCAACGGGAGGCAACCCGCGAAGAGAACAAUAAAAGCAGCAGCUUUCACGUGGAAGCGGACGAGUCCGACUAUGCCGUCCCUAAGCCCAUGUCGUCUAACGCUGCAUCUUCGAGCCCCAAGGUUGCUCGAAAGGACAAAACUGAUGAAGCAGACGACUGGGGCGAUGCGGAUGUGGGCAACCUCUUGGGAGAUUAAUUCAAAUGCUGUGUAAUAAUAAGAAUAGAUGGGAAAUGAAGACAGAGUUCGAGUGUGGUUUCGAACUGGAGUCACGUAGCCACCACAUUCAUAACGAUGAAAUACAGUGGCUUUCCGACACCGCA